Messenger RNA from Rotaria sp. Silwood2, 696 nucleotides. Lineage: Eukaryota; Metazoa; Rotifera; Eurotatoria; Philodinida; Philodinidae. The record is from the annotation of a GenBank genome assembly.
AUGAAAUGUGGCUUUGAAGACACAAUACCAACUGCGGAUGAAACUUUCGCUUCGCAACAAUUAUUCAAAAUUUUAAAAGCAUUCGAUAAUAGUUAUUUUAAUGAACUACAUGCUUAUCAAACUCUCGAUUUUCAUGAUGAAUAUGAUGAAAUAACGGAUGAAGAAGAAAGUACCGAUGAUGAACACUCAAGUGAUGAAGAAGAGGGUAUUGACGAUUAUGAUGAAAAUCAAUCUUCGGAAAUUCAAAACAAUUUUACGUUAGAAGCGGGUGUGGGUGGGUGUGGAUGGGUGAGGGUGUGGGGUGUGGGUGUCGGUGUGGGUAUUGUCUCUUCCCACGCACACCCACACCCCGGAUGUGGGUGGGUGGUUAGGGGAAGGGAAACACCGACACCCACCCACACCCUGUACGUUUUUACUUUUCAUAAUCAGAAGUAGCAAUAAUUCUUCCAAAAGCUGCCUGCAAUCUCUAGUUUUGUAGAAAAUCCAAUAGCACAUUUAUAAAAGAAAAAAGCAAGUCUGAAAAACAAAAAUUGAGAAAGAUAUUCGAAAAAUACUGAGAUCUUCGUUCUCUAUGAUCAGUGGCGUAGCCAAGGGGGAGGCAAAUGGGCAAUUGCCCAUUUCAUUUUAAGAGUUGCCCAUUGUAAUUUUUAAAAGUAAGGCUUUGCCCAUUGAAUUUUCUAAAUUGUUUAGUUCUUU